Molecule: messenger RNA, 816 nt
Organism: Kockovaella imperatae
Lineage: Eukaryota; Fungi; Basidiomycota; Tremellomycetes; Tremellales; Cuniculitremaceae
Product: phytanoyl-CoA dioxygenase family protein
Exons: 2
Coding region: 1-816 (271 amino acids)
Source: RefSeq, a predicted model, not a curated record
AUGGUUUUCUCCCCUCUUCCAGCGCAACUAGUUGUCAAACCCGGCUUCGCAAGGGAGAGGUUCGAAUCUACGGGUGUUGUUCUCGUCCCUGGUCUUUUGCAACACGACGAGAUUGAGAAGAUCAAAAAGACAUUUACAGAGCACGUUGAACAUUAUACAGACCUGAACUUUGAUGACCACAUUGAGAAGGAUGACAUUCUCUCCCGGUAUCCUCGGUUUGUUCAUCCUCAUCGACAUCCAGAGACUGCGCCUGGAGAGAUCGCAAGACGUAUGAUCAUCGACAAGCGGAUCCUUCAAAUCGUCAAGGAGCUCUUUGAUGGAGGGGAAGCAUAUGGCGCUCAAUCCAUGUUUUACUUUAAACCUCCGACGGCUAGGGGACAGGCGAUGCACCAGGAUAAUCGAUCCCUUCAAGCUCAUCCAGAGACAUGUCUAGCCUGUUGGAUAGCGAUAGAUGAUGCAGAUGGAGAGAACGGCGGGUUGCUAGUCAUUCCAGGGACUCAUCGAUCAGAGAUCCUAUGCCACGAUGAGGAUGCUCCCGCAGAUACCUUUGACAGGCGACAGAUCAAAUUACCGCCAGGUUUGACACCCAUUCAAACCGAGCUAAGAGCCGGAGAUGCCCUGUUCUUCAACGGCAGUCUAGUCCAUGGUUCCAGAGGGAACACGACAACCGACAGGUUCAGGAGGGCCUUGAUAUUUCACUAUGUACCUCAGACCGCCACACAGAUCAAACCUUUCUACCAUCCUCUCAUGACUCCCGAUGGGAAGGAAGUAACCAUCGAAGAAUCUCCAGAGGGCGGACCAUGCGGAGGUCCAUGA